Molecule: messenger RNA, 1413 nt
Organism: Cucurbita maxima (winter squash)
Lineage: Eukaryota; Viridiplantae; Streptophyta; Magnoliopsida; Cucurbitales; Cucurbitaceae
Product: O-fucosyltransferase 37
Exons: 6
Coding region: 1-1413 (470 amino acids)
Cellular component (GO): cytoplasm
Source: RefSeq, a predicted model, not a curated record
AUGUCAUCCUCUUCUCAGUCUCGUCUUCUCCUCUCUCUGCUUUCUCCAGUGGCUUCUUCGACCCACCAGAACUCGCCGAAGUUUUCGACCAGUGCGAUGAUGCCGUUGCCAGUCCACACAGUGGCUUCAAAUCUCUCCGAUGAAGAAACAGAGUUUUGGAAACAGCCGGAUGGGGAGGGCUAUAGGCCUUGUCUUGAUUUCAGUUUGGAAUACAGGAAGGAAUCUGCCAAGAUCUCUAAAGAGAAGAGGAGAUUCUUGAUGGUGAUGGUUUCCGGUGGGUUGAAUCAGCAGAGGAACCAAAUUGCUGAUGCUGUUGUGAUUGCUAGGAUUCUUAAGGCUGCUUUGGUUGUCCCUGUUUUGAAGGUCAAUCUCAUAUGGAAAGAUGACAGUAAAUUCUCCGACAUUUUCGAUGUCGAACAUUUCAAGAACACGUUACGAGCCGAUGUUCGAGUCGUGUCUUCUCUUCCGUUCAAGCAUUUCAAGCUAAAAGAGACCAAGAUUCCUCAUGAUGCUUCUCCUCAUUGGAUUCGUGCAAGAUUUGGAACCCAACUCAAUCAAGAAGGGCUUCUUAUACUGAAUGGGCUUGACUCUAAGCUCUCAAAAAAUCUUCCCUUUGACCUGCAGAAGCUCAAAUGUAAGGUUGCAUUCCAUGCACUAAUAUUUGCAGCUCCAAUUCAGGAGCUGGGAAACCAGCUAACAAGGAGAAUGUGGAUUGAAGGACCAUAUAUAGCCAUCCAUCUCCGUUUAGAGAAGGAUGUUUGGGUUAGAUCUGGUUGCCAGACUGGUUUGGGUUCGGAUUAUGACACCAUCGUUGCCAAAUUUCGGAAUUUGCAACCGGAGUAUCUUACGGGAAGGAUAAACAUGAGUCACAUCCAGCGACGACGUGCUGGAUUAUGCCCUUUAAAUGCCCUGGAAAUUGCAAGGCUCCUCAAGGCUCUUGGAGCACCAAAACAAGCGAGGAUUUACACUGCAGGAGGAGAGCCAUUUGGAGGAAAGAAAGCUCUGCAAUCACUCAUUGCAGAAUUCCCAAAUAUAGCAACAAAGUACACACUGGCAAGAGAAAGAGAGCUUUCACCUUUUAUCAACAAGUCAUCUGCUAUGGCUGCCAUUGAUUACAUUGUGUCCUUGAGCAGUGACGUCUUCGUGCCAUCCCAUGGCGGGAACAUGGGUCGAGCUAUGCAGGGGCAUCGUGCCUAUGUCGGGCAUAGAAAAUACAUAAAACCAAACAAACGAGCAAUGCUCGAUUACUUUGAUGAUGCAUCCAUUUCUGAAAUAGAGCUUGGAAUCAUUGUGAGGAAGGUGCACAGACGAUCUCAGGGUCAGCCUGAGCCAAGGACCAAGAGGAAAGAUCUUGAUGUUGUUGCAUAUCCUGUGCCAGAAUGUAUGUGCAAACGUAACACUGAUUCUGUUUAG